Molecule: messenger RNA, 2381 nt
Organism: Trichechus manatus latirostris (Florida manatee)
Lineage: Eukaryota; Metazoa; Chordata; Mammalia; Sirenia; Trichechidae
Gene: HVCN1
Product: hydrogen voltage gated channel 1
Exons: 8
Coding region: 251-1060 (269 amino acids)
Biological process (GO): proton transmembrane transport
Cellular component (GO): plasma membrane
Molecular function (GO): voltage-gated proton channel activity
Source: RefSeq, a predicted model, not a curated record
GGCGAGACCUUUGGCCAUCUGGAGGACUCCAGGAGGCCCGAGCCCAGGACAGGGAGGGCGAGCGGCGCGGGGAAAGUUUGAGACAAACAGGAAGAUUGACAAAGAGACAGGCCAGUACAAGGAGAGAGACACAGACAGGAGGUGAGGCGACCAAGAGAGGCCAGGUCACUUGACUGAAGUCACACAGCCAAAGGAGACCGACCAGAACCUCCACCAGGUCUGUGUAAACCGAUCCAGAGGCGACAGCAAAAUGGCCACCUGGAAUGAAAAGGCAGUCACCCGCAGGGCCAAAGUGGCUCCCGCAGAGAGGAUGAGCAAGUUCCUGAGGCACUUUACGGUCGUUGGGGACGACUACCACACCUGGAACAUCAACUACAAGAAGUGGGAGAAUGAGGAGGAGGAGGAGGAGGAACAGCCACCAACGCCAGCCUCUGGCGAGGAGGGCAGAGCUGAUGACCCAACUGCUGGCCCUGCCCCAGCACCCAGUCCCCGCCUAGAGUUCAGGGCCACGUUGCGGAAGCUCUUCAGCUGUCACAGGUUUCAGGUUAUCAUCAUUUGCCUGGUCAUUCUGGAUGCCCUCCUGGUGCUCGCCGAACUCAUCCUGGACCUGAAGAUCAUCCAGCCCGACAGGAACAACUACGCUGCCAGGGUGUUCCACUACAUGAGCAUCGCCAUCUUGACCUUUUUUAUGAUGGAGAUUUCCUUUAAGAUAUUUGUCUUCCGCCUGGAGUUCUUUCACCACAAGUUUGAAAUCCUGGAUGCCAUUGUAGUGGUGCUUUCCUUCAUCCUCGACAUCGUCCUCCUGUUCCGGGAGCAUGAGUUUGAGGCUCUUGGCCUGUUGAUUCUGCUCCGGCUGUGGCGAGUGGCCCGCAUCGUCAAUGGGAUAAUUAUCUCAGUUAAGACACGUUCAGAACGGCAACUCUUACGGUUAAAACAGAUGAAUAUACAACUGGCCGCCAAAAUCCAACACCUUGAGUUCAGCUGCUCUGAGAAGGAACAAGAAGUUGAACGACUUAACAAGCUAUUGAGACAGCACGGACUUCUUGGUGAGAUAAACUAGACGUGCAGCGCUCCACCCCAAGAAGAACCCUGCCCCUGGGCCUGGGCCGGGCCUGGGACGAGAAGGACGACAGCCUUUCCUGGGCCAUUUGGGGAGAGGUUUGCUUCGACGCUUCUGACUCCCUCACGUCCAGCUCUGAUUCAGUGUGGGCAGUUUUCCUUAAGGCUGUAUUUCUCCCUUAGUGUGGCCAAGAGCGCCCCAUCCCAGUCCCACCCCACACUGUCUAACAAAUGUAUCAUGAACUCUAUUUUCUCAUAGUGAACACUUUACUCUUGCUUGAAGAUGAACAACAGAGCAGGUAAUUACUAGUUGUAUAUAAAAUUUAAUCUCAUCAAAUGUCGUUUUUAAAGUUCACAUGUACGCUGAGGGCCAGCACAUCCUUCCACAGGAAUGUUCUGAAAAACAAACAAACAAAAAGAAAGAAAAAGCAGCUACGUUAGCUGCCAACCCAUUCUAGAAAAGUCCUUUUUACUUCCAAGCUGUUCUAAACAGCUCCUCUUGCUGUACUCCCCCACCCCCAGGAGGCUGCUCCGGGGACCCAGGCCCCCCUCUACACCAUACAGCUGCAUCACCAGCUUCUAGCUGGUUCCACCUCAUUCUGCGACCUGACAAUAUUUUUUUCAAUUACUGUACAAUUAAUGUAUAAAAUAAACUCUCUCCUUCCCUUGGACCCUCCUCCUGUGUUCUUUCCAGCUUCAGCUGCUUGGAAGUGCUGUGGCAUCCACACCAGCCCACCAGCGGGCUCCUGAGCCUGGCUCAGCAAUGGCAGUUAGAGCCCAGACUGCGCUGUAAUUAACAUGGUAUUUGGGGAAAGAUCCUUUAUGAGGCGUUGUGCUCUACUUACACCGUUUCAGACAGAAUUUUGCUAUUUUUGCACUCAUUUCAAGGGGACCUGAAAAGGAGAGAAAACGUGAGCUGAAACAACUAAUAUUUUUAAAAUAACUCACACGCAAGGCAGUGGGAUGAUAGCUGGAUGGAGCCCUGGACACCUGCGCCAGCUCGAGGCCUGCUCUCCUUACCGCCACCCCAAGGCUAUUUGGAUUCCAUUUUCGAUUUAUGUGUUGAGAAUGCUGACAGUGACCAAGACCAGAUGUUCCCCGUUCUCCAUUCACACCAAGUAGAAUAAAACCCCUGAUCCAAAAAAAGUCAGGAGGGCAGAGAGUGGAGAGACUGCGCUUUGACCUGUAACUGAGGACACUCCAUCCUUUUCCAAACGAGGGUUCGGAGAAGGGUAACAAAAUGGGAUGUGCCUGCUGUACUAAAGGUGAAGUCCUCACAGCUGUGCGUGCAGUGUCCUUAGUUAACAACUUACGUCAAACAA